AUGUCUCCCUCCCCCAUCAACCAAACUAGCACAUCAGACAACCGGAGCACCCUCUCUCCGGCCAUCGCUGACGAACAGAUGACGAAGCAGGACAUCACGCUCGGCCCCAUGCCCGACGCCGAGGGCUACUUCGGCCAGUACGGCGGCUCGCACAUCCCCCCUGACCUCAAGGCGGCCAUGGACGACAUUGCCAAGGCCUACGAGGAGAUCACCAAGCGUCAGGACUUCCAGGAUGAGCUCCAGCUCCUCCAGCAGACCUACACCGGCCGCCCCUCGCCUGUCUUCCACGCCCGCCGCCUGUCCGACAAGCUCGGUGGUGCCCAGAUCUACCUCAAGCGUGAGGACCUGAACCACACCGGUGCGCACAAGAUCAACCACUGUCUCGGUGAGGCGCUCCUUGCCAAGUUCAUGGGCAAGAAGAAGGUUAUCGCCGAGACUGGUGCUGGCCAGCACGGUGUCGCUCUCGCGACUGCUUGCGCUCUCGUCGGCAUCCCUUGUGAGAUCCACAUGGGCCAGGUCGACAUUGAGAAGGAGCACCCCAACGUCACCAAGAUUCGCCUCCUCGGUGCCAAGCUCGUCCCCGUCACCUUCGGCCAGGCCACCCUCAAGGAGGCCGUCGACUCGGCCUUCCAGGAGUACCUCAAGAACCCCACCGACUACAUCUACGCCAUCGGCUCCGUCGUCGGCCCCGCCCCCUUCCCCGCCAUGGUCCGUGACUUCCAGUCUGUUGUCGGUCGCGAGGCCCGCGAGCAGUUCCAGAAGGCGUACGGCAAGCUCCCCGACCACGUCGUUGCUUGUGUCGGCGGUGGCUCCAACGCCAUGGGUAUCUUCAGCGCUUUCCUCGAGGACCGCGAGGUCGACCUCGUCGGAGUCGAGCCCGCUGGUCACGGUGUCGACGUCCCGGAGAAGCACGCGGCUACGCUCACCAAGGGCAAGCCUGGUGUCCUCCACGGCAUGGCCUGCUACGUUCUCGAGGACGACAAGGGAGAGCCGUCUGCCGUCCACUCCAUCGCCUCUGGUCUCGACUACCCGGGUGUCGGACCCCAGCACUCCUACCUCAAGGACAUCGGCCGCGUCAACUACGAGUCGGCUACCGACAAGGAGACGGUCGACGCGUUCCUGAAGCUCACCCGCCUCGAGGGUAUCAUCCCCGCGCUCGAGUCCUCCCACGCCGUUGCCUGGGCUAUCCGCAACGCUCCCAACAUGCCCAAGGACGAGACUAUCCUUGUCAACCUCUCCGGUCGCGGAGACAAAGACACUGAUUAUAUUGUAAAUGAGUUCCCGCACGUUCUGGAGUUCGAGCAGGCUCUCUAG
Trichosporon asahii var. asahii CBS 2479 is the source of this 1314-nucleotide messenger RNA. RefSeq names its product tryptophan synthase subunit beta. The transcript has 2 exons. Gene Ontology annotation, biological process: L-tryptophan biosynthetic process. Gene Ontology annotation, molecular function: tryptophan synthase activity. The record is from RefSeq and is a predicted model, not a curated record. Bases 1 to 1314 code for a protein of 437 amino acids. Gene Ontology annotation, cellular component: cytoplasm. NCBI's taxonomy places the organism in Eukaryota, Fungi, Basidiomycota, Tremellomycetes, Trichosporonales, Trichosporonaceae.